Molecule: messenger RNA, 456 nt
Organism: Symbiodinium sp. CCMP2592
Lineage: Eukaryota; Dinophyceae; Suessiales; Symbiodiniaceae
Source: the annotation of a GenBank genome assembly
AUGGCUUCAGGCGAGCUAGACUCUGGCGUGGUUGAUGAGGACGAGCUCGACGAGGUCGCAGACAUUUCCGACCUUGCCCCAGACUCAGCCGAGGCCGCCGCAGCUGAAGUGGAGGCUGCAUCGGCCACGUCCAAAGAUGACGAGGCUGAGCAGGCGGUCGAGACGGCCCCCAGCAGCCCGAGAGAUGCCAACGACGCUUCUGCGAAUGUGCGCGCGGAAGACGUGCCAGAAGACAAGGAUUCCCCGGCAGCGUCCAAAGGUGACGGUGGCUUCCGGGAAGAGGUCUCCGGCUCGGAUGCCUUGCAGCUCGACGGUGCGGGCGAGGUGGCCUCAGCUCUGGCAGCGAUGAUGUCCGCCGUUGGUGGCCUCCAAAAGUCGAUUGGAUCCUUGGAGGAAGUGGAGCUUCCCAUCGACAGCGCGCCGCUGGCGCUGGAGGAGAAGGCUAUGAGACAUUAG